UGUUGAAGUGUGCUGUUUGAGGCCAGUUGAAAGUCGGUACCGUCAGUGACUGACGGCGUACACACCAAACACACGCUGUUUCACACCGCGUCUUACCGGAUCUGACACUUUCACUUUCACCAGCUGAGCAGCAGCAGCGGCACGGCAACAAGCUGCAGAGUUCCUGGAUGGAAACGGAUCAUCUGCUGGCCGGGAGUGUGAACGGAGCGCCCGAAGAUUAUGGCUCACGGUCGGAUUCGGAGCACGAAGGGGUACCGGGGCGCAGACGCAUGUCCUACUCUGUGUCCGGAGAGUCCUGUAGUCUGGCGGGGGACACAGGUGAUGAGGACCUCUACAUCCAACAAGCUGUUGUAUUCAUCGAGGAUGCCAUACAGUACCGGUCCAUCAACCACCGGGUGGACACCAGCUCACUCCGCCUGUAUCGAUGGUACUACUCCAGGAUAGGCCAGUGGGGCUUGGGCCUGACCAUUGCAGUGGUAUUGUUGCUGGCCUUCGUGGAGCGCCCGUCCUCCCUGUCCGUCUCCUCAGAUCCUCGACAUCGCUCCCCACCCUGGCAGCCUCCCUGCGGCUUCACCGAGAGCAUCGAGAUGGUCUGCCUCAUCAUCUUCACUCUUGACCUUGCUGUCAAGAGCUACUUGAUCGGCUGGGAGGAGUUCAGGAAGAGCAAAUGGCUGAUUAGCUACACUGUCGUCAUUUCAGUCUCCAUCAUUGACUGGGUGUUGUCGGUCAGCAUGGUGUGUAAUGAGAAACUGAGAGUGCGACGACUCCUCCGGCCGUUCUUCCUCCUGCAGAACUCCUCCCUGAUGAAAAAGACACUGAAGUGCAUCAAGAGGACUCUGCCAGAGAUUGCCAGUGUCAUCCUGCUGCUGGCUCUCCACCUCUGCCUCUUCACCAUGAUCGGCAUGCUGCUGUUUCCUAAAACUGAGGACCCAAAGAAGAACGGGGAGUGGCAGUUACAUUUCAGAGACCUGCCUAACUCCCUCACCUCUCUGCUGGUGCUGCUCACCACAGCCAACAACCCAGAUGUGAUGAUCCCUGCCUACUCCCAGAACAGAGGCUACGCCCUUUUCUUCGUGGCCUUCAGUGUAAUUGGAACCUACUGUCUCAUGAACUUGCUGACAGCCAUCAUCUACAACCAGUUCAGAGGAUAUUUACUGAUGUCAGUGCAAACAUCCAUCAUCAGGAGAAGACUGGGGAUUCGAGCUGCUUUCCAAGUCCUGAGCUGCCAGGGAGCCCGGCGGGCCAAUGAGGAGCGUGUGCGUGUUGAUGCCGUGCUGGAGGUGAUGUCCAGGGUCAAGAUGAAGAGCUACUACAGAGCAGCCAUCACUACGGAGGUGCGUCAGUAUGCAGAUGUUGGCUACAUGGGUCGAGAGCAGUUUCAGAAGAUAUUUGAAGAACUGGACAAAGAUCGAAUCAAGGAGCACCCUCCCUUGCCUCAUUAUAACUCUCCAGUCCUGCAGCGACUCCAGGUGCUCUUCUGUCACUACUAUCUCACUAUACUUGGCAACGCAUUGGCACUGGCCAAUGUCAUGUGCAUAUGUACCUUCCUCGUGUUGAACUCUGAAAAGUCUGUAUCAGAGAGAGACAACUACAUCUUGGAGAUCAUCAACCUGUGCUUCAUCCUCUACUACCUGUUUGAAAUGUGUGUGAAGAUCUUUGCCUUCGGCUGGAGAGGGUACCUCUCCUACAGGAACAACGUCUUUGACGGCUUCCUCACCAUCCUACUAUUGGCCCUAGAGAUCACGAUUUAUGCCAACUACAGGCUGCCUUACUCUCAGUGGGACCCAUCCUCUCAAGGGAUAGCGUCUCUGUGGGAGAUGGUUCGUUUGGUCAACUUGCUGAUUGUCUUCCGCGUCCUGCGCAUCAUCCCAGAUAUCAAGCUCAUGGCUCUGGUUGCAAGUACGCUGCUGGACCUGUUGAAAAACCUCAGAGCCUUUGCAGGGAUACUGGUGGUGGUGUACUACGUGUUUGCUGUGUUUGGGAUCUGGCUGUUUGAAGGAGCCAUUAAACCUCCUCCAGAGAUGAGCAUACUCUCCAACACCUCCAUGGAAAACAUCACGAGUAACUUCAGCAUGGAGUGUGGUACAUAUGAACAGCUGGGAUACUGGCCCAACAACUUUGAUGACUUCGCUGCUUCCAUCAUUUUGCUGUAUGACGUCAUGAUCGUUAACAACUGGCAGGCCUUCAUGGAUGCAUACACCAGAUACACCACUGAGUGGUCCAAGGUCUACUUUGUGUGUUGGUGGCUCACUUCUUCCGUCAUGUGGGUCAACCUGUUUGUGGCGCUCAUCUUAGAGAACUUCAUCUACAAGUGGGACCGCAGCCACAGCUGCUCUGUGUCAGAGGUGGAGAAGAUCAGAUACGAAACCUCCGUCCAGCUCAUAUUCAAGGAGCAGAUCCAGGAGCCAACAGAAGAGGAGUUACUUUGUCAGCUUCACCAACACCCCCACUUACACCUACACUGGUGACACACACACACACACACGUGGCACCAGCACCUGUCAUUAGUAAAAAAAGACUGUGUGGUAGAAACACUGAGAGGUCAUCAUGAUAACAUUCUACUACUAGUUUAUUUUAAUGUGUAUUAUUGAAAUAUGUCAUUACUGCCACUGAAACCAGUAGGGGGCACAUGUGAGUAAAACCACUGUGAGCUGCAGUUUCAGUUGUGUAAAGGUUUCUCAUUGGUGUGGCUCUCCAGAGGCAGAUGUGGACAGGAAAUGAAUCAAACUGUGACUAUAAUUCUGCCAAUUUCAUGCUCAGAAACUGCACAUAGAGAAAGACGAUUCAAAUUUCCAAGAAUCUGCUACUUUAUGUUUUUUUUUGUUGUUGUUGUUUUUAAACUGUGGCACCACUGUCGGCAAAACAGUGACUUUCACUAGAGUGAAAAAUACAGAACAGCCUUUCUCACUUACUGGUUAAACCAGUAAAAUUCAAGAAUGUUUGUUCCUUGAAAUGCGGGGUUUUGCAUCGCAGUCAUCCAGCCUUAAAAAUCCAUCAUACUCUGGCACGUGUUCGCUAAGAAUGUGUGAGAACUGCUGCUUUAAACCGAGAAAAACCUACAUAAUGCUUGUUUGCAAAGACAAAGCAGAUUUAAUCCUUCACUGUAUGCAGCACUUAAAGUUCACCAGCCUUUUAUAAACAUCCAGUCAAAGCUCCCAGUGACUGAAGCACAUUCCACAAUCAAACCCAAACAUUACUCCGGUGUUAUCUCCUGUGUUUAAGUUGUGUCUUUUUCCUCAUGAUGAACCAUCCCGGAUGGGUUAGGGCAUAUGUGUCAAACCUGUUCCACAAAGGGCCGUGUGGCUGCAGGUUUUUGUUCCAACCAAGCAGCAGCACACCAGACUUGACUCAUUUAAUCAACUGAUCUCAGUCUUCAGACAGUUGAUUGGUCAAACUGUGUAUUCUUGAUUGGCUGGAACAAAAACCUGCGGCCACACGGCCCUUUGUGGAACAGGUUUGACACCUCUGGGUUAGGGGAUGCACUGCAGGAGAACUACAGCAAGUUGGAGAAUUGUGGUGGCAGCAGCAGCACAUACAUGAGGGCAGCACCCGCCCUCUCUACCUUUGCCAAAGCCGCUCUCCGUGGGGCACAGCUACACUUGCUCUGACCAGGAAUCUUGGAGGGGAGUGGAAGGUCGUGCCACUCAGGUCAAAGAUCGAUAAAUGUGAACAGUGGUUUUUGUAAUAAUGUGAAUUCAGCUCAACACCUCUUCACCAACAGAGAGAAGUCUGUCAAUCAGGUGCAACAUCAGCUGGACUUAUCCACUCUAGGCCAAUAAAUCAUUUAAUCAUUUGGAUAUUAGUUAAACUGGUGUUGAGAUCAGAGUGGAUGAUCAGCAGUAACCUGUAGCAUAAGCCACAGCUCAUUGACAGCAUUCAGAAAGCAGAAGAAAAAUGCUGACAGGCAGCAGAUGCAAAGGCAGCGACUCGCUCUGUGGCUUGUUUGGCAGCUGUCAGUGGUGAUAACUGAAGGUUCACAGCUUCACUGAGCCCACCUGCUGUUCAGUCUCAGUGUGUGGAAUGCAGCUGUCUGAGGGAGUUACUGGGGAGGAUGUUUGUUGUGCGUUUGCCAUACUGUAAUUAAUGAAAAAAAAAAAAAAACUUUGACCAGGAACCAGGAAGUUCACCUUUAAC
Messenger RNA from Toxotes jaculatrix (banded archerfish), 4134 nucleotides. It is a transcript of the gene tpcn2, whose product is annotated as two pore segment channel 2. The coding region runs from base 168 to 2468 and encodes 766 amino acids. Gene Ontology annotation, biological process: monoatomic ion transport; transmembrane transport. The record is from RefSeq and is a predicted model, not a curated record. Gene Ontology annotation, cellular component: lysosomal membrane. Gene Ontology annotation, molecular function: voltage-gated channel activity; monoatomic ion channel activity. Lineage: Eukaryota; Metazoa; Chordata; Actinopteri; Toxotidae. The transcript has 25 exons.